Molecule: messenger RNA, 3346 nt
Organism: Micropterus dolomieu (smallmouth bass)
Lineage: Eukaryota; Metazoa; Chordata; Actinopteri; Centrarchiformes; Centrarchidae
Product: SUZ domain-containing protein 1-like
Exons: 4
Coding region: 572-1054 (160 amino acids)
Source: RefSeq, a predicted model, not a curated record
CUCAGUGCCCUUUCACCAAUACAACGAGUGUGUCUUACUACUCAAAGGAAAACACAACGCGUUAUAAAAUUAAACAAGCUUUAUCAGAAUCCGCCUUUACGCUAUUUUAUCGUGCUGGUUAGCGGCCUGGAUAAAACUUGGAAGCUAGCAAGUUGACGCUACCUAAGCAAACGUUAAUAUAACGUCAUUUCCCUUCCGGUUUUAACGGUUAAACCUGAGAGGUGUUAAACCAACCGACAAUCCAAAGAUAUUGUGCACAGUCGUUGUUUCCCGUCUGAGCGGCGUGUGGACGACACCAGGGGCCGGUUGAUUUAUUGAGGUGGACGUGACGCCAAAUUUAAAGUAGCAGGCAGCCGGAGGGGGAUUGCCCCUCAGUUGAGCGUUAAGCUAGCACGCUAACACGCGGCCAAGGAAAGGUUUGCGAUUUUGUUCACUCAGUCUUCAUCUGAUCACUAAAACCCGUCAGAUUCAGCUCCCCGCGGGUCUCAGUGAGCCCACCACUCCAUGCCCUCUGCGUGGAUGGGAAGUAGUUAGCCAGUGGAGCCGAAGAGGUAACCAGGUCCUGUUCAACAUGGAGGAUGAAGAGGUUGCAGAGAGCUGGGAAGAGGCAGCGGACAGCGGGGAAAUUGAGAGAAGGCUUGAGGCUAAGCUGAAAAUAAACGAGGAGGCAAAGAAAUCCAGCUUGGGUUCGAGUGGCUCUCCUGUUCGAACUGCUAUUGUAAUCCAGGAUGACUCUCUGCCUGCAGCACCCCCACCACAAAUUCGAAUUUUGAAACGUCCUUCAAAUAACGGUACUGCUGGAAACUCUGUGUCCUCGGCUCGUCCUUCUCAGCAGAUGAAGUCUUUGGCCCAGCGGGAGGCAGAGUAUGCAGAAGCCCGGCGGAGGAUUUUGGGUAGUGCUUCUUCUGAUGAUACUCCUCAGGACAAUCCGUGCCAGGACAGGCCAGCUCGUGUGAGUGCGCAGCAACCUUCAGAACCAGUUCGUCCAAACAAUCAUGUGAUCCGCCAGCCCACUGGCCCAGAUGGCACCUCAGGCUUCCGACUCUGCAGAUAAACACGAGCUACCUACUAAGGGAAUCAGCUGUCUCCCUGAGAGGGCAUGAAGGGUGGCAGUUGAAGGGGUUGUGUGUGGUUUAAAGAGCAGAGGGGUCGAAUGACACAAAUAUUUGACAGACAUUAUAAAUAUGAAGACGUAGCAUCGGUUGAAAUGAACUUGUCCACCCUCUCUCUACUCUGCUUACUGGCAUGGUCUUUGCCUUUCGCCUUGUCUCUUCCUUCGGUGGAGCAUGGCAAGGGGCUGGCAGAGAUCAGCCAAAAAUCUGAAACCCCUUCUGUUCCACGCUGUGGACAGGCUCUCGUCUCACUUCCCUACACACUGUGAUACUUUAAUGUACCGUGAGGUGCCCUAUGAUUUUAAGUAUGAUUGGCCGGCCCAGCGCCAGGGCAUCAGGUGUCUGUGUCUUCAGGGAGAAUGAGGAGAGCUCGUGAGAACGUCUCCGAGCACGUCUCCGAGAAUUCCCCGGAGACGUGCAAACGAAUGAGCUGGCCUUUCCACUGAUGGAGCGUGGAUCAUGGCUGGGUGUCCACCAGGUAGCUGGCCUCAGUUUGUUGGGUUCAGUGGAAAUUAAGCUUGAGUGCAAGGUUAUAGAAAGUCCAGCUGAGUAAAAGUGUGUUUUAAUACUAUAGUUGCAUAACAAUGGCAGCGGCCCAGACCAGCACUUUCCACAGCCCACAGGCCUCUUUGGCAGGGGUGGCUAUGAAAGAAAUGCCUGGUGGGCACACAGCCUGUGGCCAAAGAUUAUAGAUCAGAAGGAUAGAAUGUCACAAAAUCUUAGCUUAUUCAAGCAAUAAUAAUGAAUUCACUCCCUGGAUUAUUUUUUACAUAUUGCCUAAUUACCUGUGCUGUGUUUCAAAUUAUCUUUUGUUUUAAACAGGUUACAUUGUUUCUUCAUGUUAUGUUUAGGUCAGGAGAUUGGUAGUGUAUCAGAGAUUAGGUGAUGUAGCUCAUGUAGGAAACUUUAUUAGUAGUAUCAUAUUCAAUUUUAUCAAAUUUGAAAAAGUCAUGAAUUGAAAAUCUAUAGUUACUGUGCAUAUAAUUCCCUGUGUGUGCUGCCUGGUGGUUUCUAAUCAGAUUAGCUAAAUUGAAACUUCUCUUACAGCCAACUGCACUGCAUCUGUCUAGAAAAGAAGACUGUGUGACUCUUUCUGCAUUAGUUGGAGUAUAUUGACUGAUUUGGUUUGCAAAUUCUUCAGAAAUAACUAUUAGAUGGCCAGCAUGGAGGAUGAUAAAGCCACAUGACAAAUGUUUUAUCUUGAAAAUGAUUAAGUCAUUGAAUGAUGAAUUUUGCAGUGAAAACUACUAAAAUUAUCUUUCAAUCAGCGUCCUGUAGAAUGAAGCCAAAUUCCACUGUCUGGUUUUGACGAUUGUCUUUCCUGUGGAGUUUUCACACAAAUGGAUUUUACACCAUGGUUUGGGUUUUUUUGCCACUGAUUGAAAAUAAAAGUUUGCAAAACAUGGAAUCGAUAACCUCAUCAAAUACUGAUGAGUUACGAGUACUGAUAGUCACUGACAGGUUCACAGCACUUGUAUGCCUUAAAUGAUCCCUGGUUACAUAUGUACACUUCCCAGUGGGUAGUGCUUGUUAGUUUUGUGCUUUUUUUGUGUACUUGUGAUAGUUUCAUCAUCUCAUUGAGGCACAGCUUAUAGCUGCAAUCGGCAAGAGUUUUAGGCAAAUACAAAACCACACACAGAGUGUGCAAUAAUGCUUUUCUUACAGAAGUGUUUCAUGACCAUACUUCGACCAUAAUUUGUCAAAAUAAUUUCCGGUGUUGGAAGAACUUAAAUGAAUUGAAACUAUUAUUAACCGUAAAUUAAACAAAUUGCUUUUGACAAAGCAGAAAACUUAUUAAUAUGGCUAAAGCUGCUGCAUUUGUACCAGUUAUUCCGUCACUCUAGCUAGCACUAGAGUGCAUCGUUGACUAAUGCCUGGGAGUUGAAGUUAUCUUUUGUUGCUAUUUGAUGACAGCAGUAUAAGUUAUCCUUUGCAGUUCUAACAUCUCAAUAUGUUUCUUUUAUGAGAUAACAUACACUGUUCGGAGGGGAUGGCAUGCACUGUUGUAAACUGGAUUUGGACUUAGAGCAUCAAGGAUACUUGCCUGUAAUACAGUUUCCCCAUAUCAGGUUCAGUUAUUGACAUUAAAGGGAUUUGUAAUCCUUUCAGAUUGAUAAGACCCAUGCUGUUCCUAUGUGAUCAUUCACAGCCACCUGUCUAGUUUUGAUGUAUUUUGAAACUUGAAAAACACAAAUGACAUUUGAAUACCCUUUAAUAAACACACUUCAAGAAGA